Molecule: messenger RNA, 735 nt
Organism: Rodentolepis nana
Lineage: Eukaryota; Metazoa; Platyhelminthes; Cestoda; Cyclophyllidea; Hymenolepididae
Source: the annotation of a GenBank genome assembly
AUGCCACCUCAUUGUCUGGUUUUCAUGCUUUCAACUGUCGUAUUCACCGCUUUCUUGUUGGAAUGUUUUGCCGAUGCUCCAAUAACAUGGCCAGAUUCAAGGCUCAUGAGAGCCACUCUAGAUCCCUAUGAUAGAAGGGAAGUUAGUUUUAAAUGGCCAAUUUCGGAAUAUUUUCCAUUUGAUUCGCUGAAGUGGUUCGGAGUGACUGUAACGAGAGCGGGAAGUAAGGAAGAAUCGAACCCACGUAUCACAAGAGAAAUGUUUUAUAUCGAACUUGAUGAAUGGAACACAGAGUAUAACAUUGCUUACAACGCAGAGACGGAAUUUUUUACCUGGAAUAAACGUGCUAACAUCAAGAUUACGACUGGUGGUGACAAGCAAAUUGGAGAGGAGCAUUCUAGAAGCAUUCCUAAACUCACCCACAUCCUGGUCAAAGAUAAGCAAACACGGAUCAUUGUUUUGAAGGAAAACUCAACUGGCAAGUGCCUUCUUGUCAUCUAUGAUCAAAAUGUGGUGAAUGAAAACUAUACUAUUGAAGCAACGAACGAAUGUAAUAAUCAAAAUGAGUCUGUUAUAGCGCUGACCAUACCAAUGGAGAGAAGUGAACUUGGCAUUCUUCCUGAACUUCAAUUAAUCCACUUGGAUAUACCACAAGAGCUCCAGCGGAAAUUUAUCGCUUUCCGCGUGGUGAAUUACACUAAUUUUAAUGAAAAUAGUUUUGAAGGUAAGUGCUAA